CCACCCGCCUAGCUUCCACUAAAGCCCACCACGUGCUCGCAAUCGAGCGGCCCCGGGUUCAGCGCUUCACCCCAUGUAUCAAUGUUAGGACUACGCUUCAACACAUUGGAGUGCAUGGGGUGGUUCCAUGCAACUACAAGAGGUUUAGUUUGAAAGUCAAUGGUGACACUUUGGUGUUGCUGCCUACAUGGGUUACGCGCCCAUGGCUUGGUACAUUUGUAUUUGAGGCUGAGGCAGCGCCUUCCCUUCCCCGACAGACAAGCUCUCUCUACAAAACAAAUUCAUUUCCAGUCCAAUCAAUCAAGUCUCGCCGAACCCUACCUCAAGCGGUGACGGCAAGGCCCGCAUGUCGUCCUGAAGUGCAGAAUCCAACGCUUGCUCAUUGAAGGGCACCCCGGCCUCAUAAUGGAGCGCUUUCUUAAACGGGCCCGGCCCGAGUCUGGCCCGUCCACUCCUCGGUCUCUUGGUCGUGCCGUUAGCCCCCCUCGAAAAAAAGGCCGACGCGCCGAAGCGGCAGUAUCGGAGCCGGGGCCAGGGCCGAAACUAGGUGCGGAGAGUCACGAUGACGCUGUUGCGGACUGCGCUCUCGUCGUAAGCUCCGACACGGACGCCAGUGAGGCGGAGCAUGCGGUUCUGCCAAGCUCCACGCGCCAGGAGUCAUCGUCUGCCACGCCGGUUGAGGCCGCGACCGUCACCGACUUCAGUUCCCCGUUCCGCUUGACGCAUAUUAAGGAUCUCGCCCCUCAGGAUAACGUCGACGCCGUUCGGCUAAAGGACGUCAUCGGCGAUCCGCUCAUCUCGGAGAUCUGGAACUUCAACUACCUCCACGACAUCAACUUCGUCCUCGGAGCCCUCGACGAGGAUGUCCGUCACAUGAUCAAGGUCAACGUCAUCCAUGGCUUCUGGAAGAAGGACGACCGUAGGCGGAUCGACCUCCAAAGAGACGCGGCCCAAAACAAGAAUCUGACUCUUCACACGGCAUUUAUGCCCGAGAUGUUCGGCACCCACCACUCCAAGAUGCUGAUCCUGCUGCGGCACGACGACACCGCCCAGGUCGUGAUCCACACGGCGAACAUGAUCCCCAAGGACUGGACCAACAUGACGCAGAGCAUCUGGCUCUCGCCGCGGCUGCCUCUGCAAAAGCCGACGGCCCCGGCCCCGGCGCAUGUGGAUUACGAGAGCCUGCCGGAAGGCAGCGGCGAGAAGUUCAAGCUCGACCUCCUCAGCUACCUGCGCGCCUACGACAAGCGAAGGGCCAUCUGCAGGCCGCUCGUGCAGGAGCUGCAACGGUACGACUUCUCGAGCGUGCGCGCGACCCUCGUCGCCAGCGUCCCCGGCCGGCACCAGAUCCACGACCGGUCGGCCGCCACCUGGGGCUGGGCCGCCAUCAGGCGGGCCCUCGAGUCGGUGCCGCUCCAGACUGCCGCCGGCAGGACGCCAGAGGUGGUGGUGCAGGUCUCGUCCAUCGCCACACUCGGUCCUACGGAUUCGUGGCUGCGCGGGGCCCUGUUUGACUCCAUGAGCAGGGGCAAGGCCGCGGCGGUGGCGGCGCCCAAGCCGCGCUUCAAGGUCAUUUUUCCGACGCCCGACGAGAUCCGCGCCUCGCUGGACGGAUACGCCGCCGGAGCCUCCAUCCACACAAAGAUACAGUCGGCGCAGCAAGUGAAACAGCUCAUGUACUUGAAGCCCUUGUUUUGUCACUGGGCGAACGACUCGGCAUUGGGAAAUGAAAAGGAUGAGAAUGCCCCUAUCCGCGAUGCAGGCAGAAACCGAGCGGCGCCCCACGUCAAAACGUACAUCAGAUACGGGGACGGGGAGAGGUCUCUGGACUGGGCCCUGAUGACGUCAGCGAACCUCUCAAAGCAGGCCUGGGGGGAGGCCGUGAACGCGAUGGGCGAGGUGCGGAUAGCCUCGUGGGAGAUUGGCGUGCUGGUGUGGCCAUCUCUGUUUGCAGAGAAGGCGCGGAUGGCUCCUGUGUUCGGGAGUGACCGGCUGUCGGUUGAGGAAGCGGAUGAGGCGCGUCAGGGGGGCGGGCCGGUGAUGGGCCUGCGAAUACCUUACAACCUCCCCGUUCAAGCUUAUGGCAGAGAUGAAAUUCCUUGGGUCGCAACCGCAAAGUACGACGAGUUGGACUGCAAGGGUCGGAAGUGGAAAUAAUGAUACCCCAUCUGUCUAGCAUUAGAAAGUCUAGCCGAAGUCGCAGCAGCCGCUAAUGCCACACGCCAGAGCAAAAUGUCAGUGAACAGAUUUGCGAUUCCUAGUCACUCUAUAGACUUGCUCAGUAGCUCAACACGUGUCAAACAGAACUCCC
This is a messenger RNA of Gaeumannomyces tritici R3-111a-1, 2311 nucleotides long. RefSeq lists its product as hypothetical. Bases 406 to 2157 code for a protein of 583 amino acids. The transcript is spliced from 3 exons. Gene Ontology annotation, molecular function: 3'-tyrosyl-DNA phosphodiesterase activity; single-stranded DNA binding; double-stranded DNA binding. Gene Ontology annotation, cellular component: nucleus. NCBI's taxonomy places the organism in Eukaryota, Fungi, Ascomycota, Sordariomycetes, Magnaporthales, Magnaporthaceae. Gene Ontology annotation, biological process: single strand break repair; double-strand break repair. The record is from RefSeq and is a predicted model, not a curated record.